GUCACUGCUCGGGGGGGGGGUUUUUUUUUUUCCAACCUGGAAAUCAUCAGUUCGCCGGAACUUGUGACAGAAAAAAUUACAAGAAGACCAAAGUCUCACAUUCCCAUCCCAGGCUGGCCUCUUGUCCCUCCUCCUUUCCUUGCGUCCAAAAAUCCCACCACACACAGUCACACAAUGGCCUCCAGAUCAAGAAUCCAGCCGCUCCUCCGGACAGCGGCACGGAGGCAAUCCCUCCUGCCCGCCGGUGGGCGGCGCGUUUUGCGGCAAUCCUCGGCCCCGGCCGGCGCCGCCGCCACCACCCGUUGCAUCGCGACGACGGCCGCGAGGCUGUCCAAGACCGACGGCGGCCUCAAGGAAAUUAAGCUCACCUCGGCCGCCUACCCGGACAUCAAGCGCGACACCCGCUUCGCCGAGGUGACGGACGCCCACGUCGCCUACUUCAAGGACCUACUCGGCCCCUCUGGCGUCGUCGAGGCGGCCGACGACCUGGCCGCCUUCAACGAGGACUGGCUCCGCAAGUACCGCGGCGAGUCGCGCCUCGUCGUCAAGCCCGCUUCCACGGAGGAGGUGAGCAAGAUCCUGGCCUACUGCAACGAGCAGAAGCUCGCCGUCGUUCCGCAAGGGGGCAACACGGGUCUCGUCGGCGGCUCCGUGGCCGUCUUUGACGAAAUCGUCAUCAACAUGAGCCGCAUGAACCAGAUCCGCUCGUUCGACGACGUCAGCGGCACCCUCGUCGUCGACGCCGGCGUCAUCCUCGAGACCGCCGACAGCUACCUCGCCGAGAGGGGCUACAUCUUCCCCCUCGACCUCGGCGCCAAGGGCUCCUGCCACGUCGGCGGCAACGUGGCCACCAACGCCGGCGGGCUACGCCUGCUCCGCUACGGCAGUCUGCACGGCAACGUCCUCGGCCUCGAGGCCGUGCUGCCGGACGGCACCGUCGUCGACGACCUGUGCACGCUGCGCAAGAACAACACGGGCUACGACCUCAAGCAGCUCUUCAUCGGCGGCGAGGGCACAAUCGGCAUCAUCACCAAAGUCUCCAUCAUCUGCCCGCAGCGCUCCAAGGCCGUCAACGUCGCCUUCUUCGGCCUCGAGUCGUACGAAAAGGCCCAGCAGGCCUUCAAGGCGGCCAAGGGCCAGCUCGGCGAGAUCCUCUCGGCCUUUGAGCUCAUGGACGGCCAAAGCCAGGACCUCGUUCACGCCGUGCGCGGCAACAAGCGCCCGCUCGAGGGCGACCACCCCUUUUACUGCCUCGUCGAGACGUCCGGCUCCAACGGCGACCACGACUACGAGAAGCUCGAAGGGUUCCUGGAGCACGUAAUGUCCAACGAGAUCGUCUCGGACGGCGUCCUCGCCCAGGACGAGACGCAGCUCAAGGCCCUCUGGGGCUGGCGCGAGGGCAUCCCCGAGUGCCUGGGCCACUGGGGCGGCACCUACAAGUACGACGUGUCGAUCCCCCUCAAGGACCUCUACCUGCUCGUCGACGACACCAAGGCCAAGAUGGAGGCGGCCGGGCUCGUCGGCGACACGGACGAGUUCCCGGCCAUUGGCGUCGUCGGGUACGGCCACAUGGGCGACUCGAACCUGCACCUCAACGUCGCGGUGCGGCGGUACGACAAGCGCAUCGAAAAGGUCCUCGAGCCGUUUGUGUACGAGUGGAUCCAGGCGCGCAACGGCAGCAUCAGCGCCGAGCACGGCCUGGGCGUGGCCAAGAAGAACUUUAUCGGUUACAGCCGCAACGAGACCAUGGUUGGCCUCAUGAAGCAGAUUAAGAAUCUCUACGACCCGAACGGUAUCAUGAACCCUUACAAAUACAUCUAAAAAGGAAGCGCCAAGAUACGAUACCCCCAUCUCUGGACGGAGUAACAGCAGUUGCCAGAAAAGAGACACCGAGGAGGCAGCAGGCAAGCAAACAAGGCAACUUUCGAAGAGGAGCCUAGGAUAGCCGGACUCAAGUCCGUCGUUCCCCGCGUAAGAUCGGGUUUGUGGAAGUGGUUGGAUGGAAAGGCUUAGGUUUGGUCACUUGUGAGUGUGUGACCGACCCUAGGCAUCACACUGCCCACAUCAUCCCACUCACCCACACACCACAUUGUCCCUCUCUUGCUCUUCCACCACCCUCUC
Colletotrichum godetiae is the source of this 2121-nucleotide messenger RNA. Its product is annotated as FAD linked oxidase. Gene Ontology annotation, molecular function: FAD binding; catalytic activity. The transcript has 2 exons. Bases 175 to 1821 code for a protein of 548 amino acids. Lineage: Eukaryota; Fungi; Ascomycota; Sordariomycetes; Glomerellales; Glomerellaceae. Gene Ontology annotation, cellular component: mitochondrion. The record is from RefSeq and is a predicted model, not a curated record.